Brugia malayi is the source of this 2025-nucleotide messenger RNA. RefSeq lists its product as uncharacterized. Gene Ontology annotation, cellular component: COG complex. The transcript is spliced from 16 exons. NCBI's taxonomy places the organism in Eukaryota, Metazoa, Nematoda, Chromadorea, Rhabditida, Onchocercidae. The coding region runs from base 1 to 2025 and encodes 674 amino acids. Gene Ontology annotation, biological process: retrograde vesicle-mediated transport, Golgi to endoplasmic reticulum; intracellular protein transport; Golgi organization. The record is from RefSeq and is a predicted model, not a curated record.
AUGUCAAAAAUUGAAAUUCCAACUUUUCCGGAACAUUGGACCACAAAUGUGGUAGUGAAUUGGAUCAAUUCUAGGGAAGAGCCUAUUAAUAUUCUAUUAGAAGCAGUUGAAGCAGAAAUCGAAGAAGCGGAAAGUUUAUUGGUGAACAUAAGAAAUGAAUUUGAACGCACCAAAUGUGAUAAAAGCAAUUUGGAAGAAUGCGAUAGAUCUUGCACUGAACUUCAUGAAUGCCUAAAAAUGGUGGUGGAUGCGCAUGCCAAGGAGCAGUUUGCAAAUGAAUUUGAUGCCAUCGCAAUAUAUGAUAAAGCCGAUAGGCGCGCAGCAGAUCUUGUCAAAAUUUUGAUGGCUCGUAAGUUAUGGAAGGAAAAUGUUAUUAUUAUUGAAAAUUUGGACGUAAAUGAACCAGCACCGGAAAAUGUUGUUAUCAAUUUGCAAAAAGCAUACGAAUCUCUCUCUGAGUUUCUGAGUGUCCCCGAGCGAGCAGAUUUUCUGGAAAGAAUAAAAGAUGUCUUCCUGAGUUGGUAUUCGACGCGCAUUGUAUUAGCAAUACAAUCGGAAACACCAGUGGAUGAUCUUUUACCGGUUAAACAAAAAUAUGAAAUGUUACGAAGAAUACAAGAUUUUAAUAACGUUGUAAGGCACUACUUAGAAGGUGAGAAUAAAUUUACUUUUCAUGCGGCUAAUAAUUUAUCCGAUUUAUUCUUGGAUACUCGUGGUGUAAUUAUCUCAAGCUAUAAACGACUAAUGGAUGGAUGGGUAGAAAAGGUUCUCGAUACUCCAGAUGUUUUUUUAUCGAACACAUUUGAAGAAGUUAUCCUAAUGCGGGAAAAUGAAAUUAAGGAUGCAUGUAUAGGUACAAUUGGAAAGACUUUAGAAGAUGAUGUGUCUGGCUCACAAACACUGAAAAUGAUUUUAGAAUUCAGAUCGGUAAUGUCGCAGUACGUGUUACGUCCUGAUGAUGACAAAUCCAUAGCAAAAUGUAUUACGCAGUUUGGUGAACUUCUUCUGUUCUCUACAACCAGUGAAUACACGAAGCUGGCAACAUCAUUCCUGGCCAACUGUUCGAAUAUUUCACUAGAUUCCACACUUACAUUUGCAUGCUUGGAGCAACUUUCUAGCAGAUUAUCAGAACUUAUCCUGGAAAGUAAUUAUUUAAUACAAAUAGCCAAAGAAACAUUUGGGAAUAUUGCAAUUAUUUUUUUGACUCCUGCAUUUCGGACAAUGUAUGAAAAUGUGGUGUCGAUGUUGGAUAAAUUCUAUAAAAUGCAUAUGAAUAAGAAUACUGUUAAGGACGAGGAUGUUUUGCGCAUGGUGAGCAUAUCAGGACAGCUUUUGACAUGGAUCGAUAACGAUAAGCAACAACUGAAAGAUAUGUUCGAACAUUUAGGAGUCGUUGAUACAGAUCCUACUAUUGGCAGAUUGUCAGUGAAAUUAUUCAGCGAGAUUUCAAAUUUUCAAAGCAAAUUGUCGGCUAAAGGAGAAUGUGAUAUUAACUUAGCAAAGGCACGUGCAGAAGUUCGGAAAAUGAACAAACGAUUUAUUGCGCGUACUGUUGAAGUGCUUUCACGUACCCUCAUUGCGGAUAUGGAAAGUGGAUUAGGAAAUCUUAUAUCGGAUAAAAAUUCUGAGAAUAUCAAAGUACAGGAAAGCACAAAAGUACCAUCGUUUGGGACCUCACCUAACGAAUUUGUGACAGCAGCUGGUGUGGCACUCCUUUCCUUGGCUCAUCAAUUGUCUGCCUAUUCACAGGACAGCAAUAUGGCAUCAGCUAUUAUGUUUGCUACAAAAUUAGAAACUGUAGACGAUAUUCCAUCAUGGUGGGUUGGUAAAUGUGCAGUUGCUGUUCAAGAAUGUUUUGUUGAUACAGUUGGUGAUAUUGCGGAAUAUUCGAGUUGUUUGUGCCGACAACUUUCAGUUGAUUAUACUUAUUUGGCUGAUGUGUUCGAGGACUUAGGAACGACGAAAAUACCGGAUUUCGUUAAUAUGCGACAGAUGUUCCUUAAUGUUGGAUGCCUUGAAUCAUAG